This is a messenger RNA of Bemisia tabaci, 5443 nucleotides long. It is a transcript of the gene Ctr1A, whose product is annotated as Copper transporter 1A. Gene Ontology annotation, molecular function: copper ion transmembrane transporter activity. Gene Ontology annotation, biological process: copper ion transmembrane transport. Lineage: Eukaryota; Metazoa; Arthropoda; Insecta; Hemiptera; Aleyrodidae. The record is from RefSeq and is a predicted model, not a curated record. Gene Ontology annotation, cellular component: membrane.
UUUUCGAGCGUUAGCGUUAUCAAAUGAAGUGGUGAAGAGCAGAGCAUGAGAAUUAUUUUUUUUAUCUUUCGACCGUUUAUUGCACUUGUCUCAAUGUCAACUGCUGCACUGCUGGACAGCUAACUCGUGACUAACUUUUGAGUUUUCCAACUUGUUGAAACACACGAUUUUUCAGUCGGUACGUGCGGUUUUUACUAUCUUCGAAAUUAGCAUCGCGUGACACUCGUGAGUCAUUGAAGUCCAACAAUCCAACAUACUGAAUGACUAUUAUCAACAGCAUCAAAGCUAUCCUGAUUCAGCUUUACUUAAAUAAAUUCUGAGGGUCUACGCUGUCGCUGUUUUGAUCGAUCCACUUCUAGCUGUCUUCCUUCCACUAACAAAAAAUGGAUCAUAGUAUGCAUGGACAUGGCCACGGUGAUCAUGGAGGAAUGGAAGGACACGCAGGCCACAUGGGUCACUCGAUGGACCACCAGCCUUUAAUGGGAGCCAACCCCUCUACCGUUAUCGAUGCUCAUGCUUCUGUGGGCCAUGACAUGAAUGACAUGGGUCAUAUGGAUCACAUGAUGAGUAUGAGCUUUCACUUUGGCAACAAUGAAACAGUAUUAUUUGAUUUCUGGAAAUUCACCACGACCAGUGGUCUGAUCGGAUCAAUGCUUGGAAUCUUCAUCAUGGCUGCUCUAUAUGAGGGUCUCAAAUAUUACAGAGAAUACCUGUUUUGGCGGACAUACAAUGCUCUUCACUACAAAUCAGUACAAACCCCUGGUGAUAAGAGCCCUGUUGCCUCAGAUGACAACCGAGUAAUACAGCCAUCAAUGCUGAGUGGCAAUCACUUCCUUCAAACAAUUUUACAUAUCAUCCAAAUAGUUGUUAGUUACCUUCUUAUGUUGAUUUUUAUGACUUAUAACGUUUGGCUGUGUAUAGCCGUAGUUUUGGGUGCAGCAACUGGUUACUUCCUAUUUGGCUGGAAAAAGUCUGUUAUUGUCGAUGUAACUGAGCAUUGCCACUGACACAUGUCAAAGAAAGGAACGCUACGUUAGGAACCUCUGCUCUCUGGAAGUGUAAGGCUUACUCAUUGACUGAGCCCAAACUUUAAGAAUGUUCUAAUUGAAGCAGUAUGUUGACUACUUUUCAAAACCAAUAUUUUACAGUUGUUUUAAGAUUUAAUCAAUCACAAUGAAAAAAAAAAUAGUAGUCGGUCAAUCCAGUCCCUGAAUCCUGCAUUUUUUGGCAAAGCGAGACUGUUGGCAUGCCAUGGAUGGACUUCCUCAAAUCAUCCUGCAGCGUAUCUCUUCUUUUCUUGCUUUUAAUUGUCAGUCAUGUACCUGGGAGAAUACUCUUCCAGUUUCAAUUGCUUUGUUAAAAAAUAUACUCGAACUCUUUCCUAUAAAAUCUUUAAACAAAAAAAGAAAAAUUCAGGUUUUUACUCAAAGACUUAAUUUCAACUCAUAGUGAAUCGAUGUUUUAACUUCUCUCUUUUUUAAUAAACAUGAAAUUUCUCCAGUAUCAAUUAGGGUUAAUGUCCCAUUCAUAGUUCCUGGGAAUGCAUUGCAAUGGUGAACUACUUAUAAAAGGACAUUCUGCAAAUAUUUUUUACUGAGCUGUUUUGAAGAGCUAGGAAAAUCAGACUAUUGUGCUUAAAUCUAAUUUCAUCUCUCCAUUUGAUGAUGUCAAAAUUUUAUACCUCCAAUCCUGCCAGUACAUAUUGUCUAAUCACUUUUCUAAAGAUAAGUUUACUAAAACACUAUCGUUGCGCUCUGGUAUCAAAUCAGAGUAUACUGUAGUCUUUUCGAAACAUGAUGAUGGGCCUUCAUUGAUUUUAACAAAGGAACUAUAGUGUCAGAAAACAAAUUUUCUGUCAAUGUAAUAUUUUUUUGAGCUAGUUGGAGGUUGGUAAGAGCUGGAGAGCCGUUAUUGUUCACUUUAAAGUCUAUCGCUUGAAAUUCAAUUUUACCUGAAAAUAAUCUUUUUUAAGUCCCUAUAAAUGUUAAAAAUCACAGGUGUUUUUUUAAAAAAAAAAUUGGGCCAGCGCGCUAAAACUUCAUGGUGGAUUUCAAAAUCGUGGUACCAAUAAAUUGAAGUAAGAUAAUAAUUAGUAUUUUUUAAGUCCCUCCUGAGAGAAACUCAAAAGAAGACUGAAAAGCACUAUUUGUUUAAAUCUCAAAUAUUUUAGGUAACUUUUAAAGUAUUAGCAAAAUUUAACCUCAUAAGUGCUGUGUUCUGCUCGAUUUUCUAGUAUAUUUAGUUGAUCUGUUUUUUUUUCAAGAAAAUUGGUUUUAAGCCCUCUUACACUCCUGAAAAUAAUUUACAAUCCCACACAAAAAUGCUGCGAUAAAAUUUUCCUCAGAUGAACCUCUUAUUUAUCGAUUAAAUUAAGAAGUUAACUUCUCAAGUUGUCUCCACAACUUCUUCCUGCCCAGUGUUCUUUUUGCGAUGGACCUCAGGAAUAUGGUGAAAAGUUCUGAGAAUUAUUGUUUAAAGCUUUAUCAAGUGAUAGCCCCCUAGGAUAUUGAGCCUUUUUGGAGGAGGCAGUAAAUUCACAAUCAGAACUGUUCGGCAGCAGGAAGAUUUCCAAUUUGAAACUUCGGACUAGGGGCGGUCUCCACUGCGGAGAGUCUGAUUGCUCAUAGGGGCUUUUAUAUAAUUUUUUCUCUUUUGCAUUUUCUAUCAUCGUUUUGGCAACUUCCUUCUCUCUUAUAUAAAGCUGUACAAAUUUAAAUAAGAAGUCAUUGAUAGUGGAACGUUGACUAGAAAAAGCCAGAAUUAAUGAUAUUUCAUCAAUGGCCAGUUAGAGCUGGAAAAAAAAUAAAUAAAUAAAAAAAUAAACAAAAAUUAUGGGAACUUAAAGGAUCACUAAAGUAGAUAAUGAGGCUGACCAAUUUAUGCCUCCAUCUUUUAAGGUAUAUGCUAGCAUCGUAAGCUUACUUAACAUAAAAAUUGAGAUCAUCAAAUAAGCUGUAAAGAAUUCUAAAAAUAAAAAGACAGAGAUAGCAAACGAAAGAGUGGAAUGACCGUAGCUUUCUUUAAUUAGUUUAAGUUCUUUGGUGUAUACAUUUUUUCAAUUCUUAUUUUAUGGUACAUUGAUUUUAUUUUUAUGCAUACAAAAGAUUGGAAAAAUAGGACUCUCUCAGUCUAAGGAUAGCCAGCAAAUAAUUUAAAAAAUAAUUAAUUAAUUCUGUCGAGCACUUCAAGCCUCCUGAAAAUUCGAUCUUCCAUAUAAUUAAUAAAAAAAUAUUGGAGAAACAACCCUGUCUCUGAUAUAAGCCGGUAGUUGGAACUAUACAUAUGCAGAACCAAUGUCAAGGCACUGGACAGUAUUACUGCGGUGCUAAGGAAGAACGGCGUGUGAACCUUCUUGCGUUCCCAAUUUUCCUUUGAUUAAACAUGAAUUUUCAGGAAAACUUGAGAAUGUCUUCUGUCCAACUUUUCAGAGAAUUUGCUUCACAAUGUGAGCUCAAGUAUCUGAAAAUUUGAAGAAGAAAUGAGCAUGAUUUUUCACAAAAAUUAAUAUUUAAAGAGGGGGAAUCCGGCAACGUUUUAAUGAUCAUACGGCACUUUUUCCUUAGCUCAUUAGAAUAGUAGUACCAAUCAGUUCAUAUUGAGUUGUUAGUGAGAAAGAAAAAAAGAGUUAUUUGCCCAAGGUAGAUCAUCUACUCAGCAGCAACAAUGCUCAUCAUCACAUCAGUUUUAUCGGGAAUUUUGGUUUUAGAAUCUUUUUAAGUAGGUAUAGAUUUUGUGACAUUUGUAUUUAAGAAGACAUUAGUAAUUGAUCAGCAUCAGAAAAAUUUAGUCUGUUGUUCACCUGUUUUCAAGUGUCAUUGUUACGAUUUUACUGUUUUUUAUAAAAUUUUGUUGACGUCUGUUAAAGAAACUAUUAUAGUUUUUUCAAGUUCCAACCAUUGCUCAGGUGCUGUCACUAGAGUAAUUUUCCUUUUUACUUGUCCUAAUUUUCAUUUUAACUGAGAGAGUCAAGCUCUAAGAUUACAGGUACAAAUUAUAGUGGAGAAAAGGAAAAAUGGUGUCUAAGAAUUUACAUAAUACAUUUGUUAAGUUUCCUAUCAAAUCAUUCCUUAAUUAUUUGUAAUUAUUUAUGAGGCAUAGACAAAACAAUGCCUUUAUUUUUGUAAGGCUGUUUCUAUGAAAUUUCUGCGACGACACACCCUUUAUAAUGGGUUGUUCGUGAAAUGAGAAGCCUCUCUCCUUUUCUUGAAAAAUAUAGAAGCAUGACUACGCCUAAAUAUUUUGUUAACGAUUUUAUACUUACAUCUUUCCAACAGUAUUUGGUUUUUCCUAUUCGUUUUUCUUCUUACCUAAUGGUUGUUCAGAAAUCGCAAUCUCUUACAUGCACCUCUAAAAAUGUCUUGCCAUCUUUUAGGUAAGAUGAAAAUUGAUUUGUUUUAUAUUCUUUUCGCAGCAACUACUCAAGCUUUAAAUGAGAAUUAAUCAUACCUUCUUUGCUUUUCUGCUUGAAUCAUACAGCAAAAUCAAUUUAUUUGUAAAGGGUUGAGAUUAAAGAGUUUUAGCGAAAGAAUGCACUUCUUUUAACUUCAAUUUUGCCGAGGAAAUAUGUGAAAAAUUACCCUAUGGCAACCCUUAUUUAAGCUUAGUUGCUAGCACUAAAGCAGCGCAUUAAUGAGGCAUUGGAAAUUUUUUAUUUAAGGUCGAACUCACAAUCCUCCCUUCAACAACUGCUUUUCAUAGGAGGUCCCAUUUGCUUUAUACUGUGACCAAGGCAGUUUCAAGAAAUCCCUCAAAAUGGCAUCAUGAAAAGGAAAUUUCUCACCAACAUCGAGUAAAAUGCAGCAUUGUAACUUUAGAAAGGGUCCUUGAAAGAGAUUACAAUGAUUAAUCACUAUAAAAAAUACAAAAAAAAUAUAUCGUGAGGUUCCUAACUUUAGUUUGCACCUAUCUGCAAGUUCAUCAAAAUCAUAAACGUUUUCCUUCCGUAUUUUGUACUUAUUGCAGUGGCUCGUCAUUGUAAUCCCUCACAAGGAUCCGUUUCUGAAGUUAUAUUGCUGAAUUUUACUCGAAUAAAAGACUAGAAAUAAUCCUUUUUAAGAUGCUAUUUAGCGGAAUUCCGUUAACCUCUCUUAAUGACAAUGUAAACCAAGUGGGGCCCCUAAGGAAAGGAGCUGAAUGAAUACGAGCCUAAAUCUCUGAAGAGAGAAAAUGAAUACAACUAACGCAGGGGCAUCGUAAUUCUCUGAGAUAUUCGCGAUUUGAUGCAAAAAGGCAAGGAAUAUUAAAAUUGAAUCAAUAAAAUUGUAAGACGAUUCUCAAAUAACUGCGACUUUACCUGCUGACAAUAAAGCAGUAAAAAAUAUUAUUUUGUUGUUAAUUUUUUUUAAAAAAUGAUAAUGAAAAAUUGUAUUGAAUUUAAUCACGUCUUUCAUUUUUUAACCAAAGAAGACGUUGUUUAUUUGAAUAAAGCUCACUGCUCCAGUUA